GUUUGACUUUGACGUAAGUUAUAAGUCGAGGACGGACACGACGACUGGAGAUUUAUUUCUCGGCUUAGCUCAAUUUGUGCAUCGAUUACAUUUCACAUGAUAGAAUCUACUGAAUAUUCUAAAACAAAACACAUCAUAACAGGCAUCGUGACUUAAUAAAGCAUUUAUAAAUCAUGGGUAAAGCCAAAAAGGGGAAGAAGAAUCAGUCAGCGGAAGAUGGUGAUAGUGAUGUGGAAACCACGACUAUUGAGAACCUGAAACCGGCCCAAAACAAGGGACAGAAAAAAAUUAUAGAUUCUGAUGAAAGUGAAGAUGAGAAACCCAAAGCAAAAGCUAAACAAAAGAAAUCAACUGAUUCAGAUGUAAAGGAAGUCACAAAAAAUAUAAAAAAUGUGUCAAUCUCUACCAAGUCACAAAAGAAAAAAGUGGAUGCUAGUAGUGAAGAUGAAUCAGAUGAAGAAGAAAAACCUAAAACGAGUAAAAAUAAGAAAGAAGAAAAAAGCGCUUUUUCACUAUUAGAAGUUGAGGAUUCAGACGGAUCAGCACCUGAAGCGCCACCAUCUUCUGAUGAUGAAAAGCCUGUAUUAAAGUCACAGAAAAAACCUGCUCAGGAAAAGAAAGAACCAGCAGGUAAAAAAGGAAAGAAAGCAAAAAGAAGGAAAGAUGAAAGUGAUGAGGACUUAGAGAAAGUUCUGGCUGAGCUAGAAAUGGAAUAUUCUGGUGUCAAAAAGGAAGUAACUCCAGCAGCUGAACCUGAAAAGACAGCCGAAGUUGUUGAAGAAAAACCAAAGACAAAGAAAAAAAGUAAAAAAGAAGAGCCUCAACCAGAGCAAAAUGAAAAUGAACCAGAUGAAAAAGGAAGUGACAAUGAAAAUGAUAUAACAAUAAAGACUGCAGCGCAGAAGAAGAAAGAAAAGAAAGAGCGGGAGAAACAGAAAAAAUUGGAGGCAAAGAAAAAGGAACAAGACGGUAAAAAAGAGCCAACAGAACCAAAACCUAUACCAGCCAAACCUGAAGAAAAGAAACCUGAACCUGCUGAAGAAGUAAAGAAUGAACCUAAAGCUCCAUCGGAAGAAAAAGAAAAAGAAGGAGAGGGUGAAACCCUUGCAACAGAAGGAAAGAAAAAGAAAAAGGGCGAGAAAGCUGAUAAAGAUGACAAAGGUAAAAAGGGGCCUACGAAAAAAACUCUUGCAGCCAUGCAAGAGGCUUUAAAGAAAGUUAAAGAAGAGGAAGAGCGCAUGCAAAAAGAAGAAGAAGAAAGGAUACGGCAAGAAGAGGAGAGGGAGCUUCAGAGACUAGAAGCAAUUAGAUUAGAAAAAGAACGCAAAGAAAGGAAGAAACAAAAGGAAAAGGAGAGAAAAGAAAGACUUAAGGCAGAAGGCAAACUGCUAACCCCCAAACAGAGGGCAGAAAAGGCCAGAGCUCAGGCAAUGCUUGAAUCAUUAAAGGCGCAAGGUAUUGAAAUUGGAACUACUGAGAAAAAGCCCCCACGUCUUGGAACUAGAAUUAAGCCAACGAGAUUAAAAUCACAAUUGUCACAGGAAGCUCCUGUUACUCCAGUAGAGGAAAAGAAAAUCGAAUUGGAAAUUACAGAUAAGAAGGAGGAAUCACCAAAAGAAGACUCACCUAAAAAGGAAUCGGAUACUGAGUCAGUUAAAGAUGCAUGGGAUGCUGAGUCAUCUGAGGAAGAGGAGCCUGAAAAACCAGAAGCAUUACCACAGCCGAAAACUGAUGUGAAGAAAUCUGGGGCGGAAGACAAAGCUAAUGAGAAGGAAGAAGAAGAAAGUUCUGAUGAAGAAGAUGAUAGUUCAGAGGAAGAAUCAAGUUCUGAAGAAGACUCAGAUGACGACCAAAUGACAGACGCUCAAAAGAAGAGGGAGUUAGUUCUUAAGAGAUUAGAGAAACGUCGGGAAGACAAUGAAAAGAAUAAGGGCAACAAUCCAUUGCGCGCGGCUGUCGUCUGCGUACUCGGGCACGUGGACACAGGCAAGACUAAGAUUCUGGACAAGCUGCGUAGAACCAAUGUACAGGAUGGGGAAGCUGGCGGUAUAACUCAACAAAUCGGAGCCACUAAUGUUCCUAUUGAGAAUAUCAAGGAGCAAACCAAACAUGUAAAAGGGGUAAAUGAAAUAGCUUUCAAGUUGCCAGGCCUGCUCAUCAUUGACACUCCUGGGCACGAGUCCUUCAGCAACCUCAGGAACAGAGGCUCUUCAUUGUGUGAUAUUGCCAUUCUUGUUGUAGAUAUUAUGCACGGGCUAGAACCACAGACAAUCGAGUCUAUAAACCUCCUGAAACAGAAGAAAACGCCGUUCAUAGUUGCGCUGAACAAAAUAGAUCGUCUGUACGACUGGCAGAGCGCUCAACGCAAGGAUGUGCGAGACAUCUUGAAGUUGCAGCAACCAAAUACUCAGUUGGAGUUCGAGAAGAGAAGCAAGGAUGUUAUCAUACAGUUUGCGGAACAGGGUUUGAACGCAGCUCUAUUCUACUCGAACCCAGACCCGCGCACGUAUGUGUCGCUGGUACCGACGUCAGCCGUGACGGGCGAGGGCAUGGGCAACCUGCUGGCACUGAUCGUGCAGGCGUGCGAAGGCCCGCUACACAAGCGCCUUGUGUUCUCACACCAGCUGCAGGCUACUGUGCUUGAGGUGAAAGCAAUCCCCGGCCUGGGCACGACGAUCGACACAAUCCUCAUCAACGGCACGCUGCGGGAGGGUGACACUGUCGUGCUGGCGGGGACUGACGGACCCAUCGUCACGCAGAUACGGUCCCUGCUCAUGCCGCAACCGAUGAAAGAGCUUAGGGUUAAGAAUGCGUACAUAGAAUACAAAGAAGUGGUGGCGGCGCAAGGAGUGAAGAUAGCUGCUAAAGAGUUGGAGAAAGCCAUCGCUGGCCUCAAUCUGCUUGUAGCUCAGAAACCAGAUGAAGUUGAAGUAUUGAAAGAGGAAGUGGCAAGAGAGCUGAAGUCUGCUCUGUCGUCCAUCAAACUGUCAGAACGUGGCGUGUACGUGCAAGCGUCCACAUUGGGAUCGCUGGAAGCUUUGCUGGAGUUUCUUAGAACUAGUAAAAUCCCUUACUCCGCCAUCAGGAUAGGACCGGUGGUAAAACGUGACGUCAUGAAGGCGUCCGCCAUGUUGGAACACGAUUCGCAGUAUGCUACCAUUUUGGCAUUCGAUGUGAAGAUCGAACGCGACGCGCAAGAGAUGGCGGACAACUUGGGCGUGAAAAUUUUUGCGGCGGACAUCAUCUACCACUUGUUCGACAAGUUCACGGCCUACCGCGACGAGCUGAAGCAGAAGAAGCGCGAGGAGUUCAAACACAUUGCCGUGUUCCCUUGCAAGAUGAAGAUUCUGCCGCAAUUCGUAUUCAAUUCUCGAGACCCUAUCGUCGCUGGUGUGAUGGUGGAAUCGGGUGUUGUCAAAGAAGGGACGCCUAUUUGCGUGCCCAGUAAAGAGUUCGUGGAGCUCGGCAUCGUAACGUCCAUCGAAGUGAACCACAAGCAGGUGGAGACGGCGCGCAAGGGGCAGGAGGUGUGCAUCAAGAUCGAGCCCAUCCCCGGCGAGUCGCCCAAGAUGUUCGGCCGACACUUCGACGAGACUGAUUUCCUAGUCAGCAAGAUAUCGCGUGCAAGUAUCGACGCCUGCAAGGAUUACUUCAGGGACGAUCUCAUCAAAUCCGACUGGCAACUAAUGGUGGAGUUGAAAAAGCUCUUCCAAAUUCUUUAACUACCCCCCGCCGAGCUGUUUUGCAUUGUAACAUCUUGUAGUCUCUCGUUGUGUCUGUAACACUAUGUUACGUGUGAUUUUUUACUUGCUUUUUUUAUAAAGCUCUCAUCCUAAAAGCAAUUUCUGUGGUGCGAAGAUUUUUAUCAAAUAAUAUCGCCUGGCCUAAUUGUCAGGCAUUGUCUGAUCCAUCUAAUUCAUCUGCGUUGUAAGUAUGUCAGACAGUAGAAACCCUAGAACUAGCGUUAGUGUCCGAAAAAAUUGUUCUUAAAAUCUCAGCAUUUAUGUAUGUGUACCAGUGGUAUACAUAAUAUACUUACUUUUUCUUGGAUAAUUCUUCUUAGGAUUGACGAAAAGUUAACGCUUGACCAAUUUGACGUGAUUGUACUAUACUUGAAUGCGCUAGUCUACGAGUAUAUGAUGGUUCUACGGAGCCAUGCCCAUUAUGACCAUACUCUCACGUCAGUCAAUCUGUUUAUUAUUCGAGACUUUAACAAGUUACCAGAUCUUUCACCUAGAGAUUUCAUUUUACCUAAUUUUAAUUGAUUUAAAAUUUCAUAAAAUACUCGUAUGUAUCGGACACUCUGCUUUUUUUGUAUUGUAGUAUAAUUUGUAUCAAUUUUUAAUUUUACCACCAAGAGCAUCAUAGAAUCUCGUACCCGUAAUUUAUACGGAUACAAACAUCAACAUGUAUAGCGUCCAUACAUUUUUAGUGAUUAUUUUUCGUAUUUUUAUUUCGAUUUUAAACUUUAAACACCGAGCAUGAAAGUUGGUGUAAUUACCUACGCUCUCGUUAACAUGUGUAAAUAGUCCAUUAGAAGUUAUAUUUAUUAAAACUAAAGCGCGUUUCACUUUCAACCUUUUGGUAUCUUUUUAUGGAUUUCGAAAAUUAUGUAUAUUUCUUUGGGCAACCAAGUAGACCACCAAGAAACAGCUACUAAGUUAGAUAUUUGAAAUUUGAAUGUAACGUGUAACAGUAGAUGCUGCCAUUGUUAUGUCCCGGGCUCAAAUAGGCAUUGAGCAUUUAUAAACCUAAACCUUAAUAAUAUGUGACCUGCCGUAACCUUACGUAAGUAUCGCUUAUGUGCCUGAGUAGUCCAUUUUUACACUAAUCAGAAAUUUAUUCCUUUUUCUUCUUGUCUUGUUUGGUGGCUUUUUGUAGUGCCAGAUCAGAAAUUUAUUAAACGUAGGUACGAAGCCCGACUUUUUCGCUCUCCCUCGCUACGCUCAGGCGCUAACUCCGCGCUAGGCGUGUAAAAAUGGACUAAUUCAGUUUCACUGCAAUGUAGGUACUAUUAUAAUUUUUUUCUUAUACCAGAAUUCUUUGUAAAUAUUCAGAUAAAUUAUUUGCUAUAUGUACAUAAUUAAAGUGUGGCAACACUGAUAUUUUAUUUUAAUUUUAAUUACCUAUCUGUCCGAAAGUGCAAUAAACGAUCUCGGGUUUACUAUUCGUUCAACACACAUAAUAUUAUGUUGUUGUAGGUGGAAUUAAAUGAAAUGGAGGACAUACUGUUAAAUAAAAACUACGGCGGAAGUUUUUAUUUUUAUUGGAAAAGGGUGCAAGCCUUGCAAGGGUGACUUGCGCAGCGCACUCGCAAACUAUAACUUGACAGAAUGAAGAUAGUGGGUAGACUUGUAAAUGUCACAUUUCAAAUCGCGUGAAUGACUAUUCAGACACUAUUACUUACUUCUAUAACUUGCGGAUGCGUUGCCUAGAUUUUUCAAGCCCUAUACUUUAUAUUAUGCUGUUAGGCUAACGCUACAUUGCACUAAAAUUCCGUCACCGGCCUUCCGCAACGGAAUGCCACUACAUGUUGUUACCUUAUAAUUUGCUAGUAUCGGGCACAUUAUAUUAUGUAUACUGUAAUAAAGUUACUAUUGUAAUAAAAUACAGUGGCGCCCCGUCGCGGAAAAUUGACGGCGGAAUUUCCGCGCAAUGAGCGCUAAAACUCGCAUAAAUAUUUGAACUAGCUAACGGAGAUCAAUUAAGUACUUCUAAUAAUUAAUUUAUUAGGUAUUUUAACUAUUAAUAAAUUGAGAUCGAAUAUUAUGAAAUGUAAAGCAGAGUAAUUUAUUGAUUUAUUUAAUUAUUUCAUACACCUGAUAUACCUAAUACAAUCAAAAAAUAUUGUGUUGUCCAAUUGGUUAAACUAAUUUAGUAGGUACACCUAUUUUAUCCUUGUCAUCGAGUCCAUAAUCGAUAAAGAUACAGAAGGUUGUAAUUUUUGUAGGUAUUAUCCCUUUUAAAUGCUUUGUAUUAUAUAGAUGGAAUCGGACAUAUUCUUGUAUUGAAGAAAUUUAAUAAAUUACGAAAUACA
Messenger RNA from Maniola jurtina (meadow brown), 6037 nucleotides. RefSeq names its product eukaryotic translation initiation factor 5B (gene eIF5B). Gene Ontology annotation, molecular function: translation initiation factor activity; GTP binding; GTPase activity. Lineage: Eukaryota; Metazoa; Arthropoda; Insecta; Lepidoptera; Nymphalidae. The transcript has 18 exons. Bases 174 to 3722 code for a protein of 1182 amino acids. The record is from RefSeq and is a predicted model, not a curated record.